GGGCGCCCAUGACGGCGGCGGCGACAGUGCUCAAGGAGGGCGUGCUGGAGAAGCGCAGCGGCGGGCUGCUGCAGCUGUGGAAACGGAAGCGCUGUGUGCUCACUGAGCGCGGGCUGCAGCUUUUCGAGGCCAAGGGCACGGGCGGCCGACCCAAGGAGCUCAGCUUCGAUCGCAUCAAGGCCGUGGAGUGCGUAGAAAGCACUGGGCGCCACAUCUACUUCACUUUGGUAACAGAGGGCGGUGGAGAGAUCGACUUUCGCUGCCCCCUCGAGGACCCCGGCUGGAACGCCCAGAUCACCCUGGGCCUGGUGAAGUUCAAGAACCAGCAGGCCAUUCAGACAGUUCGGGCUCGGCAGAGUCUGGGGACUGGGACCCUUGUGUCCUAA
Messenger RNA from Chrysochloris asiatica (Cape golden mole), 386 nucleotides. RefSeq names its product pleckstrin homology-like domain, family A, member 3 (gene PHLDA3). The coding region runs from base 9 to 386 and encodes 125 amino acids. Gene Ontology annotation, cellular component: plasma membrane. Gene Ontology annotation, biological process: negative regulation of phosphatidylinositol 3-kinase/protein kinase B signal transduction; intrinsic apoptotic signaling pathway in response to DNA damage by p53 class mediator; positive regulation of apoptotic process. Lineage: Eukaryota; Metazoa; Chordata; Mammalia; Afrosoricida; Chrysochloridae. The record is from RefSeq and is a predicted model, not a curated record. Gene Ontology annotation, molecular function: phosphatidylinositol phosphate binding. The transcript has a single exon.